CGUCGCGACAUGACACGCACCAUCUUCCAUCUUCUAACCAACCCAACUUUAGCCCACCAUGGUCAAUUUGGCCGAAAUCGGGGCCAAAUUGACGGCCGGCCGUCAACUUGGCCAGGAACUAUCACCAACUGCACGUGCAGCUAUUAUAGGUGCCGUUGCAGCCGGAGCUAGCCAGUUAGCCGUUGCCCGCGCGUUUCGCAUCGAGAGGACGGCUUCCAAGCCUCAAACAGGCCAGCCAGAGAUUCUUACAUGUCGGGAAAAGCGGUAUAUCCUACAAUUGGCUAAACGGCGUCCCCAGCUUAUAACCUAGAUGCUGAUCAAUACUAUAGAUGGCCGCAUCUCCCGAUCAACGAUAUACUGAGUUCUUCGCCAUUAUCGGAACGCAAGUGGCGUAUAUAAAAAAGAAUCCCAUUGAC
Messenger RNA from Chaetomium strumarium, 416 nucleotides. RefSeq lists its product as uncharacterized. Bases 59 to 310 code for a protein of 83 amino acids. NCBI's taxonomy places the organism in Eukaryota, Fungi, Ascomycota, Sordariomycetes, Sordariales, Chaetomiaceae. The record is from RefSeq and is a predicted model, not a curated record. The transcript has 2 exons.